Molecule: messenger RNA, 1773 nt
Organism: Exserohilum turcica Et28A
Lineage: Eukaryota; Fungi; Ascomycota; Dothideomycetes; Pleosporales; Pleosporaceae
Exons: 3
Coding region: 1-1563 (520 amino acids)
Biological process (GO): carbohydrate transport; transmembrane transport
Cellular component (GO): membrane
Molecular function (GO): carbohydrate:proton symporter activity
Source: RefSeq, a predicted model, not a curated record
AUGCCGUCCACAUUCUUCAAGAACCGCAGAGUCUACCUGCUGACGGGCGUUGCCUACAUGGGCUCGCUGCUCUUCGGUUACGACACUGGAGUCAUGGGCAGCAUUCUUGCGCUCAAGUCUUUCAAAAGGGACUUUGGCUUACCGACAGACUCGUCUGGCUUCGCCGACUCGAAAAACGCCUCAGUCUCUUCCAACGUGGUGUCGCUGCUUACAGCAGGAUGCUUCUUCGGUGCCAUCGGAGCCGCAUGGCUUAACGAGCGCUUCGGCCGACGGUACUCUCUCAUGGGCUUGUCUUUGGUCUUCCUCAUCGGUGCUGCCAUCCAGACGGGUGCCCACCACGAAAUCGGAUUGAUCUACGCUGGUCGCGUCAUUGCUGGUCUCGGUAUUGGAGGGAUGUCUUCGAUCACGCCCGUGUUCGUAUCUGAGAGCGCUCCUCCAGCCGUCCGAGGACGCAUAACAGGACUCUUCCAAGAAUUCCUCGUCAUCGGCAGCACAUUCGCCUACUGGCUCGGAUACGGUGUGAACCUACACAUGCCUAGCACCACCAAGCAAUGGAGAGUUCCUGUAUCGAUUCAGCUUAUUCCCGGUGGGUUCAUGCUACUCGGACUAUGCUUUCUAAAGGAGUCUCCCCGUUGGUUGAUGUCCAAAGGAAGGCAUGAAGAGGCUGUCGAUUCUCUGUGUUUCAUUCGCUGCGAAACACCCGACAACCCAGAGAUACAGCAGGAACUGGCCGAGAUCCGCGCAGCGGUUGAAGAGGAGCUGAAUCAAACAGAGGGAAUUACAUGGAAAGAGUGUCUUCUCCCCGGCAACCGAUAUCGAUUCAUAACCGGAUUUGUUCUCAUGUUCUGGCAGCAAUUUAGUGGAACAAACUCGAUUGGUUACUAUGCACCGCAAAUUUUCCAAGCGAUCGGUGUAUCCAAGUCCAAUGCUUCGUUAUUCGCGACUGGUAUCUACGGUACGGUCAAAGUCAUCACGACUGGAAUUUUCCUCAUCGUAGGCAUCGACUUUAUCGGCCGGAAAAAGUCUCUCAUGGCUGGUGCGUUAUGGAUGGCGUCUAUGAUGUUUAUCAUUGGAGCAGUGCUCGCAACCCAUCCCCCAGAUCCUAGCGCAUCUUCUGUCAGCUCUGCAUCCAUGGCCAUGGCAGCCAUGAUCUACCUUUAUGUCAUUGGGUACUCAGCCUCAUGGGGCCCAGUUCCAUGGGUCUAUCUCUCAGAGAUCUUCCCGACCCGUCUCCGUUCCUAUGGCGUAGGAAUGGGUGCAUCGACCCAGUGGCUCUUCAACUUUGUCAUCACCAAAAUUACCCCGGCCGCAGUCAACGGCAUCGGCUGGAGGACAUUCCUGAUGUUUGGAAUCUUCUGCCUUGCCAUGGGCGUCUUUGCUACUUUCUUCAUCAAAGAGACCAAGGGCAAGAGUCUGGAAGAAAUCGAUAUUCUCUUUGGAGAUGUGUCAGCUGAGCAACGUAUCCGGGAUGUUGAAGCGAGCAUGAAAGAGGAGCAGCGAAAGCACUCUGUGAAUUAUACUGAGGAUGCUACCGAGCUUGGAAACCGAGCAGGCAAAGACUGAAAAGGUUAAACUGAGAGUGUCUUGGUCUUGCGGUGACGCCUGAGGUGAUCGGUUUUUAACAAGGUACCUACAAAUUCAGGAGUAUACAAAAUUGAGAUGUCCAUAAACCCUGUAUCGUCUACUUUCAACCUGAUUUUCGGCAGAAAGACGAUUCCUAGCAGUGUUGGAAGUUCAACAGGUGUAAAUGGGCUCGACCUAGCUGGACGACAA